Molecule: messenger RNA, 2543 nt
Organism: Mesoplodon densirostris (Blainville's beaked whale)
Lineage: Eukaryota; Metazoa; Chordata; Mammalia; Artiodactyla; Ziphiidae
Gene: TINF2
Product: TERF1 interacting nuclear factor 2
Exons: 11
Coding region: 138-1691 (517 amino acids)
Biological process (GO): regulation of telomere maintenance via telomere lengthening; telomere capping
Cellular component (GO): shelterin complex
Molecular function (GO): telomeric repeat DNA binding
Source: RefSeq, a predicted model, not a curated record
AUCGCGAACUAUCCGGCGCAGACCGAAAUAGCCGAGCCUCUGAGGGCCACCGGAAACCCCGCCCCUAGGAGGAGUCGGGAAGCCUUGCCAGAGGUAGGAACCCAAAGGUACGGCUCCUGGGUUGGGGCCAGCCGGCCAUGGCCACGCCCCCGGGGGCCGGUCCCGCCGCUCUUCGCUUCGCAGCCGCUGCCUGCUGGCAAGUCGUGCGCGGACGCUGCGUGGAGCAUUUUCCGCGAGUAUUGGAGUUUCUGCGAUCCCUGCGCGCUGCUGCCCCCGGCUUGGUUCGGUACCGGCACCAUGAACGCCUGUGUAUGGGCCUAAAGGCCAAGCUCGUGGUGGAGCUGAUCCUGCAGGGCCGGCCUUGGGCCCAGGUUCUGAAUGCCCUGCAUCAACACUUCCCAGAGUCUGGACCUGCAGUGCGGGACCCCAAAGCCACAAAGCAGGAUCUGAGGAAGAUCUCAGAGGCUCAGGAAACCUUUUGCCAGCAGGUGAAGCAGCUGGCAGAAGCCUCUGUUGAUGUGGCUUCGAAGCUACAGGAACUUGAACAAGAGUACGGGGAACUUUUUCUGGCUGCCAUGGAAAAGCUGUUUUUUGAAUACCUGUAUCAGCUGGAAAAAGCACUGCCUACACUGCAGGCACAGCAGCUUCAGGAUGUGCUGAGUUGGAUGCAGCCUGGAGUUUCUAUCACUUCUUCUUAUGUCUUGAGCCAAUAUGGUGUGGACAUGGGGUGGCCACUUCCAGAGUGCUUUGCUACUGAUUCAAUGAACAUGACAGAGCCCACGGAGCAGAGUCCUCCUCAGCAACCAAGACCAGCACUCCACGACCCUCUGCCGAAAGCCCAGCCUGGCCCACACCUUCCUCAGGGUCCAGCCUCAAGGAAGCACCCGGAACCUUUGACUGGCCGCCAUUUCAAUCUGGCCCCUGUAGGCCGGCGAAGAAUCCAGUCCCAGUGGGCAUCCACUAGCAGAGGCCAUAAGGAGCGCCCCACAGUCAUGCUGUUCCCCUUCAGGAAUCUGGGUUCACCAACGCAGGUCAUAUCUAAGCCUGGGAACAGGGAAGAACAUGGGACACACACAGCGGAUCCAGCAGGUGCUGUGGGCACCAGAGCAGCUUCAACUGGCAAGUCUAGGAGUCCAUCCAAGACCCAGGGAGGAAGGGCUCUGAAGGAGAACCCAACUGACUUGUCUGCCUCAGAGCAAAAGGAGAACUGCUUGGAUUGCCCCAUGGAACCCCUGAGAUUGUCAUUAUCGCCUCCUAGGGCCAGGAAGUCAGUGCGUCCUCCAUCUCUGUGCAGCUCUGACAUUACUAUUGGGGACCUGGUUUUGGACUCCGAAGAGGAAGAAAACAGCCAGAGGGAAGGAAGGGACUCUCUGGAAAACUAUGAGAAGACAAAGUUUGACACCCUGAUCCCCACCUUCUGUGAAUACCUCCCCACUUCUGGCUCCAGUGCAGCACCCAGAUGCCAGCCUUGUGCAGAAAUCCCCAGAAUCUCAAAGUCAUUGGGACCUCUCUUUAUUGAGGAUCCUCCUUCUGUGCCCUCCUUACCGAAAGCCUUGGCCACAUCCCCGGGACAGUUGCAGCCUCCAUCCUGCAAAGUAAGGAGCACUGUGAAGAGAGAGCAUGGAUGCCCCAAGCCCUCUAGGAGGUCCCAGUGGCCCACCUCAAAGCUGACAGGAACCCAGGAGUCCUGAUCCACCUCUACCAGAGCCUCCAGACCUAGCAGAGAACCCAGAUGUCUGGCAGCCUCAUACCCUACCCUGCUCUUGGCCUUACGGAAAUGAUGUGGCCUUUGAGGCCAUGGGCAGCAUCUGCACACUCCACCACUGCGCUCAGCUGUGGAUACCCCACUCCGGUCUUCUUCCGGGUGGUACACACGGAGCCUGAGAAGAAUGUGACAAGGAUGAAAGGGAAGUUCUCCACAGGUGUCUGCCACUGAAGAGGUGGCCAGUGGCCCCCAGUGAACCAGCUUACCUGGUCCAAUUCCCACUUUGAUGAUGUCAGCCCCAGAGAGAAUCAGCUCUUCCACCAUCUCUCCUGUUACCACAUUCCCUGCCUGGGACAGAACCAUCAAAACAGAGCAUUCUUAGGGUCAGAAAGAGAGCCGAUUGCGUGCUUCCAGCAUUAUUACAAAGAAGAGUACCUCGGUUCCCUCUAUUUGGGGCCUCUGAGGGCUUUUAGACCAGUCACUUCAAAGGCCCCUGCUUUCCAAGCUGAGGUAAGGGGGUGAGUGGCCAGUGUCACUGUUGUACUAGGGUAAAGCGGGGGUCCAACUGGAACAAGCUCACAUCUGAUUUACAGUAGAUUUAUCUCCCCCUCCCCUCCAAAAGACCCAAACACAUCCUUUGCUUAAGCUGUUAUGUCAUGAAACCUCUCUGGCUUCAGGGAAAGGGGGAGGACAUGGUCAUGUCGGCUAAAUACCCAUCUACACAAUUGUAUUUGCUUUUGAUGGACAGAACAGAGACACCCCUCAAUGCUGCCAAGAAAGUGAGGCCUUGUCCUAACUCCCCUGAGCUUGUAAAAAAAAAUAAAACAACAUUUCAUGC